This is a messenger RNA of Pieris macdunnoughi, 264 nucleotides long. The record is from the annotation of a GenBank genome assembly. NCBI's taxonomy places the organism in Eukaryota, Metazoa, Arthropoda, Insecta, Lepidoptera, Pieridae.
AUGGCGGAACAAGAGAAGGAGCAGGUACGAUGCUCCUCAAGUGAAAGUGAAAACUUUGAGAAGAUCGAAUCGGAAGAGGCACGUGCAAGUUCCAAUUAUGAAAACCCUCACUUCAGAUUGGGUGACGAAACUCCCUCUGGAGACGAGGGUCCAGCAAACGAAGGAGGAGAUUUCUUCCCCAAUGCCCCACCACCGAAUAUACGUCGGAUGAUGACGCCAGCACAGCAACUUGCUCUUGCUGAAAGAAGGAGCAAACUGAGGUAG